UUCGUAUCAUUUUGCUAUCAAAAAUUACAUGAAGAGGGAGGAGGAGGAGGAAGAAAAGAUGGAGAAGAAGAUGGCGAAGGGAGAUGAAAGUAGGAAGAAAAGAGGGAGUUUAUUUUCAUCCAUAUCAACAAUAUUCAAGCAUGCAGACACUACAGACCGUUGGUUGAUGGGAUUUGGGCUCAUCGGUGCUGUUGGGGAUGGCCUUUCAGGGCCGGUGAUGCUUUACAUCACAAGCGAGCUCAUGAACAACUUGGAUAAUGGCAUCUCUUCUUCUUCGUACUCAAUUUUUAAUCAUGAGAUGGCUGAGAACUCGUUGCACUUGUUUCUCCUGGCAUGUGGAUCAUUUUUUGCAGCUUUUUUAGAGGGGUAUUGUUGGACUCGAACUGGGGAGAGACAAGCAUCGACUAUAAGAGUCAAGUACCUUCAAGCAGUACUUAGACAAGAUGUCGAGCAUUUUGAUCUCCAAGGAGCCUCCACAAGUGAGGUCAUCAAUAACAUCUCUAAUGACAGUCUUGUCAUCCAAGAUGUUAUUAGCGAAAAGGUGCCUAACUUCAUAAUGAAUUUAUCCAUGUUCUUGGGAAACUAUGGAACUGGUUUCUUCCUUAUGUGGAGGCUUGCAUUAGUAGCACUUCCCACAGUGUUGCUCCUCAUCAUUCCUGGUAUAAUGUGUGGGAGGAUUCUCGUGAACAUUGCAAAGGAGAUGAGAGAGGAAUAUAGUAAGGCUACAUGUGUUGUUGAGCAAGCUAUAUCAUCUGUGAGGACUGUUUACUCUUUUGUUGGUGAGCGGAAAACUAUGGAAGAUUUUUCUGCAGCACUUGAUGGAUCCGUUAAGCUUGGCCUUCGUCAAGGACUUAUCAAGGGCUUAGCCAUUGGUAGCAAUGGUGUCACCUUCGCCAUUUGGUCUUUCUUUUCUUGGUAUGGAAGCAAACUUGUCAUGCAUCAUGGUGGUCAUGGAGGUACUGUCUUUGCUGUUGGAGCAGGAAUAAUCUUCGGUGGCAUGGCACUAGGUACUAGCCUAUCUUGCUUGAAAUCCUUUUCGGAGGCUAUUUCUGCAGGAGAAAGGAUAAUGGAAAUUGUGAAUAGAGUACCAAAAAUUGACAUUGACUCAAAAGAAGGUGAGAUAUUAGAGAAUGUACAUGGUGAGGUGGAGUUCAAAAGGGUUGACUUUGCCUACCCAUCCCGGCUGGAGAACUUGAUAUUGUAUGAGUUUAGCUUGAAUGUGCCAGCCGGGAUGACCGUGGCGCUUGUUGGUGGUAGUGGCUCUGGGAAGUCUACAGUGAUUGCAUUGUUGGAAAGGUUUUAUGAUCCAUUGCAUGGUGAGGUUCUUUUGGAUGGGGUGAACAUCAAGAAGUUGAAACUCAAGUGGCUGAGGUCUCAAAUGGGUUUAGUGAGUCAAGAACCAGCUCUGUUUGCAACUUCAAUAAAAGAAAACAUAUUGUUUGGCAAAGAGAAUGCAUCAAUGGAUGAAGUUGUGGCUGCUGCCAAGGCUUCUAAUGCUCAUAACUUCAUCUCUCAAUUGCCUCAAGGUUAUGACACUCAGGUAGGAGAAAGAGGAGUUCAAAUGUCCGGAGGCCAAAAGCAACGGAUAGCAAUUGCAAGAGCAUUGAUCAAGUCCCCUAAGAUCCUCCUCCUUGACGAAGCCACAAGUGCACUAGACUCUGAAUCAGAAAGGAUUGUCCAAGAAGCACUAGACAAGGCCUCACUUGGUCGAACAACCAUAAUCAUCACUCAUCGUCUCUCCACUAUCCGCAAUGCAAAUCUCAUAGCCGUCAUCGAAGCAGGGAAAGUUAUUGAGACCGGCAAUAAUGACGAGCUAAUUGAAAACAAGAAUGGUUUAUAUUCAAAAUUUAUCCAUCUUCAACAAUCAUCAAAAACAUCUGGAGUGGUGGAAGUCAAUCCUUCAACAUCAAUGCAUGCAAGCAUUAUAAGCAACAAACAUGAUAGUAAUACUCAGAGCAUAAGCAAGUUAAACUCUGAGGGUUUGAUGAGUAGUAAUGAGCUACAACAAGACCAAUCAGAGAAGUCACAGAUGAAGCCACCGGCACCGUCAUUCUAUCGGUUAUUAAUGAUAAACAUGCCGGAAUGGAAGCAGGCAAUAAUUGGCAUCCUAAGUGCUGCUUCCUUUGGUGCUGUUCAACCUAUCUAUGCUUAUGUUCUUGGAGCUGUGAUAUCAGUAUACUUUCUCAAAGAUCACAAGGAGAUGAGUGACAAAAUAAGGAUAUACUCAUUGAUAUUCCUCUCGUUGUCCUUUGUUACCUUGCUCCUCAAUGUUGUGCACCACUAUAAUUUUGGUGCGAUGGGUGAGUACCUCACAAAGAGAGUGAGGGAGACCAUGUUGUCCAAAAUGCUCACAUUUGAAGUUGGAUGGUUUGAUCAAGAUGAGAAUUCCACCGGUUCUAUUUGCUCUCGCCUCGCCAAAGAUGCUAAUGUGGUGAGAUCACUGGUUGGAGAUAGAAUGUCACUCUUGAUCCAAACUUUCUCUACCGUUACCAUUGCAUGCACAAUGGGGCUGGUCAUUGCAUGGAGAUUAGCAUUGGUUCUGAUAGCUGUGCAACCUCUCAUCAUCAUAUGUUUCUACGCACGUAAAAUGUUGCUCAAGAACAUGUCCGGCAAGGCCAUCAAGGCUCAGUCUGAAAGUAGCAAGAUCGCCGCUGAGGCCGUCUCUAACCUUCGCACCGUAACUGCCUUCUCUUCACAAGACCACAUUCUCCAUUUUUUCAAACUUGCUCAAGAAGGACCAAAGAGGGAGAGUGUGAGACAGUCAUGGUAUGCUGGUUUUGGUCUUGGUUUUUCUCAAAGUCUAAUGAUUUGUACUUGGUCACUCAGCUUUUGGUUUGGUGGAAAACUUAUCUCUAAUGGAUAUAUCACUGUCAAAGAAUUUCUGCAAACUUUCUUGAUUCUUGUUAGCACUGGUCGUAUAAUUGCUGAAGCUGGUACUAUGACAAGUGAUAUUGCUAAAGGUGGUGAUGCUGUUGGCUCAGUGUUUGAAGUGUUGGAUCGGUACUCACAUAUUGAACCUGAGAACCCAGAGGGCUACCGCCCAAAGAAACUCAUUGGAAAUGUCGACAUUUGUGGCGUUGAUUUUGCUUAUCCAGCCCGUCUUGACGUCGUCAUUUUCAAGAAUUUCUCAUUAAGCAUUGCAGUGGGAAAGUCGACUGCAUUAGUCGGGCAAAGUGGGUCAGGAAAAUCUACCAUAAUUGGACUCAUUGAAAGGUUCUAUGAUCCUUUAAAAGGGACAAUAAAUAUAGACGGUAAAGAUAUAAAAACAUAUCAUCUUCGGGCAUUGAGACAACAUAUUGCGCUUGUUGGACAAGAACCAACAUUGUUUGCUGGGACUAUCAAGGAGAACAUCAAGUAUGGGUGUGAGGAGGCUACAGAAGCAGAGGUUGAGGCCGCUGCAAGAGUUGCAAAUGCACAUGACUUCAUAAGUUGUCUCAGGGAUGGAUAUGGGACAUCAUGUGGUGAUAGAGGUGUGCAAUUGUCUGGUGGGCAAAAACAACGGAUUGCAAUUGCAAGAGCGAUACUAAAGAAUCCGGCUAUAUUACUACUCGAUGAGGCAACAAGUGCAUUAGAUAGUCAGUCCGAGAAAGUGGUGCAAGAGGCAUUGGAGAGAGUGACGGUAGGAAGGACAAGUGUGGUGGUGGCACAUAGACUAAGCACAAUACAAAAUUGUGAUCUUAUUGCUGUGCUUGAGAAAGGAAUGGUUGUAGAGAAAGGUAGUCAUGCUUCGCUUUUUGCCAAGGGUCCUUCUGGCUCUUACUUUUCUCUUGUUAGCCUCCAACAAGGUUCCAUGGACCAGUAAUGAAGGGGCACUGUCAUUAUGUUGCGCUUGUUUGGUUUCCAUGGAAGUUUUUGUGCUAUGUGCUUGCGUGAUUGGUUUCUUCUAUUUGUUCUAAUGGCUUUUGUGGACCCCGCCAACCUGGUCCCUACACCUUUCAUUUGUCUCCUAAAAGAAAAUUAAAACUUAGUUAAGUGCUAACCUUGUUUACCUUACCCCUUAAUCCUUUCUUCUUCUUCUUGUCACCAUGCUGGGAGUCUUUCUAGAGAGAAGAAUUCCCGGAGGAAUUCCCGGAAGCCAUCUUGUCAUGGCCCCCUCCUUGGCCGAAUGUUUUCACCCCCAUGGUCAUCUCCUUCUUUCAUUCCUCCAUCUCUCUUCUUUCUCUCCACUCUCCCACUUGUUUACUCCUUGAAGUUGAA
This is a messenger RNA of Dioscorea cayenensis subsp. rotundata (Guinea yam), 4197 nucleotides long. Its product is annotated as putative multidrug resistance protein. Gene Ontology annotation, cellular component: membrane. Gene Ontology annotation, molecular function: ATP hydrolysis activity; ATP binding; ABC-type transporter activity. NCBI's taxonomy places the organism in Eukaryota, Viridiplantae, Streptophyta, Magnoliopsida, Dioscoreales, Dioscoreaceae. Bases 29 to 3802 code for a protein of 1257 amino acids. The record is from RefSeq and is a predicted model, not a curated record. Gene Ontology annotation, biological process: transmembrane transport. The transcript has 7 exons.